UAUGAAAGAAUCAAAUUUGCGAAACAAGAACCCAGUGCAGCGUGUUAAUACCAGUUACAGACGUGAGUUACUGGCAGCUAGAGAGAAUUGGAAGAAGUAAAAGUAAGGCAAGCUAUUGAUGUUUGCAUUUCUCUCAUCGUUCUAAAGUGUAAUCUGUGGAAAACUGACACCCCAAAGGAGUCCAUCACAGCAAUACAGAGUCGAUCUUUCUAUUUCUGAUCUAUUUGAUGAUUCAGUCCAUGGGAUUUUAACGAUAUAAACGACACAGCUUGGCAUUGGUGGAAUGCUUGCUAUCCCGAAUUACCCUAAGUGAAUAAUCUUUUGUGGUAUUGGGCCAGAGAGAGAUCGAAGGAUCAUUUUGGCGGAAUUCAAAAUAUUACGCAUUUUUCCGUAACUGUGGAUAAUUGUGGACAAUUGCCUUGACCGCGAGGGGAUUAUUAUCGAUUCAAUGGGAUAAUCUACAGCUGCAUCUAUUGUUAACAUGUGCGGAGAUCGCGUAAUGCGGAAUUACGGACAUCGACACUGCCAAUGAUGAGGAGUUGAUAUUCGCCUGUUGCUAUUAUUGCUCAACGAGGCAAGAAUUCAAAAACUGGAAUCCGAUCGCCGCUGCUGCCUGCUGCUUCUGCAUCGCGGUCUGCUGUCACGCAUGAUGCAGCAGCUGUUUUAACAAGUUCGUCACACAUUUUUUCUCCCCGCUGUCUACGAAUUUAUUACUGGACCGUACGCUUGUUGCCUUAACGCAGCGGUAAAGGAGAAAAAAUGUCUAGUAUCAGCAGUCGGCGCAACACUGUGGCCAUGCCUCCGGUUAUCACCUGUGAUAAAAGUCUCACGCCGAAGAACAGUAAUACGAGGCCCAAUACAAACAAAGCCAGCUCGACCAGCGUAAUAACACAGCUGCAUGCGAGUCCGUCGCAAAGUGGAUCAACUGGUGUGAAUCUAGCGCUUCCGUCAUCACCUGCAUCCAAUACACUCCGUGUACAUCUGCCCAAUGGCGGCUUCAAUGUUGUUAAAUAUGGGCAACACACUCGUGUUCGGGAAAUUGUGCAAGCUGUUACGAACCGACUGGCUGCUACCAUAAGACCGUGUUUGAAUUUAUAUGGCUUAUAUGUGCGCUUCAAUGGAGAAGACCACUGGCUACCUCGUGAUAGAACGGUCAUGAAAGCGCGAGAACGGUUUGAUACUUCUCCUAGUACACGAUAUGAACUCCGUGUACGUUACUUUCCUUCGGAUCUCAAACAGCUUCACGAAAGGGAUCGUGUUACAUUUCUUUAUAUUUACGACCAGGUUAGGAACGAAUAUUUGUCAGGUAUCGCCGAAACAAUUGCACCGGAAAUAGCCAUUCAGCUGGGGUGCUUGGAAAUACGUCGAUUCUUCAAAGAUAUGCCGCAAAUUGCACUUGAUAAAAAAUCGAAUUUCGACUAUUUGGAAAAAGAAGUCGGUUUACGCAAAUUUUUCCCUGAACGAUUACUGCUGCAGUCAAAGCCUCGUUCGUUGCGCAAAGCCAUUCAGAUUUGCUUUAAAGAAUUCGCAUCAUUAACGGAGUCGGAAUGCAUAUUACGGUUUUUUGAUAUACUGAAGAGCGUUCACCGGUUUGACCAAGAGACGCAUAAGUGCUCACUCGGUAGCAACUGGUCCGUGCCAAUCACCGUGGUCGUUUCAGCCGAGAAUGGCCUGGCUUACAGUAUCGAACGAAGCGCGCCAAAGCAACUCGCUCAGUUCAAGGAUGUGAAUAAUAUUCGUACAAGCGCUGAAGGACAGUCACGAUAUGUUGUGCAAAUCCGUGUUGAAGGUGCUGAUGAGAUGUUGACACUGACUUGUCCAUCAGCGCAAAUCUGUGAUGACAUUGCCGAUUUAAUUAAUGGUUAUUGCAUGCUGGAAACCGGUAGCCAGCGGGAAUUGUGGAGUCGUGAAAAACGCGAAUCCCGUCGACAAAGUAUAAUAUUAUCUCCCCAUCUGCGCAGUCAGUCGGGCGGCGGCAGCGGUGGUGGUUCCGACUGGAGACUGCACGAUUCUAACCGGUCCGAUUACGCUGAGGUCGUUGAUGAUAUGGAAGCUGAUUAUUCUGCACCAUUAGAUGAUGAUUACGUGGUGGAAAGGGCAGGUGUCAGUAUUACUGCGUUGGAUAUUAUUGGUGAGGGGCAUUUUGGGAAUGUUUACCGCGGAAGCUAUGUUGCCAAAAAUGGUGAAAGUAUGGAAGUUGCGGUAAAGGCAUGCAAAGAAGGUGUGGACCGGAACACCACAGAGAAAUUCUUGGAAGAGGCUUAUAUCAUGAAACAGUUCGAUCAUCCUCACAUAAUCAAACUGAUUGGUGUUUGCCCGGAGGCGCCGAUAUGGAUCAUCAUGGAGUUGGCAAAAUAUGGCGAGUUGAGAGCAUACUUGUUGAGUAAUCGACAUCGUCUGCCACUUGCAACUCUGCUGCUCUACUGUUACCAGCUUAGUACGGCUUUAUCGUACCUCGAAAGUAAAAACUACGUGCAUCGCGAUAUAGCGGCAAGGAACAUUCUGGUGUCCGAUUGUGACAAUGUUAAGCUGGCCGAUUUUGGGUUAUCCCGUUGGAUUGAAGAGGAAUCCUACUAUAAAGCAUCAAAAGGCAAACUGCCCAUCAAAUGGAUGGCACCAGAGUCAAUUAAUUUUCGUCGUUUUUCUUCCGCAUCAGAUGUUUGGAUGUUUGCUGUCUGCAUGUGGGAAAUUUUGAUGCUGGGGGUCAAGCCGUUUACCGGUGUGAAGAACGGCGAAGUAAUAGGCCUGAUCGAAAGGGGAGACCGCUUGCAGAUCCCGGAAAACUGUUCACCAAAGCUUUACAGUGUGAUGAUGCAGUGUUGGAACUACGAGCCAACGAAACGACCAAAUUUUACUGCUUUGCAAGUGAUACUGCAUAACCUAUACGACCUUGAGAGACGUCAGGAUAAGAGCUUCCGAUAUAGUUUGGAGGAUGGCACACAGGAAACGCCGCCGCCAAAGCCGUUACUUCCGGCUGCGCUUGCGCCUUUGUUUAACCCUAAUGCGCCCGCUAAUAACAGUCGUUCGCCGUCAUCGUCCCCGAGCGCCUCGACGCGCAGUGACGUCGCUAGUCAGAAUGUGCAUGUGCGAGCACGCAGGCCACUCUUACCACAGGAACUGGUCGAACAUGAGGCUGAGAAGAGCAACCAUGAUGAACGUAUGAUUCAGUUGAAUAGUCGACUUCUUCAGCAGCAAUUGAAAAACCAGCUUCGUAUUUCGGAAGAAGAUGACCAAUGGCUGGAACAGGAAGAAUACAACCUUAGACCAAAGACACUUCUUAUCAACGAGCCUCUGACCAUCAAUCGCAGUGCCAAGAAACGCCAUAAUCCAGCACUGCAGUCUCUGCGCAACGAAGUUGCCGAUGCCGUGGCCUCCAUUGUCAAAUUGGUGGACACUGCCAAAGUCGUGCCCUCGUGUGAUUUUAAUUGUAGCUUGCUGGUGGAAGCUGUGAAAAACCUUGGCGGAAAAGUUCGUAGCUUCAGCGCUGCUGUGGAUGGUUUGCGGAUGGAACUACGGCCUUCCGAGCAUGAUAAGGUUGAGAAAUCCCAAAAGUGGCUGUCGAGUAACAUGACUGACGUUGUGCAUGCUUUGAAAUUUUUUAUAAAAUUUUACGGCACAGAAGUCGAUGAUUUGUACGUGCAACGAUUGUUAACUGCGGUUAAGGUUGUCGGUGGUGAAGUUUCUGACUUGCUGGAGUCUUUAAGUGAUUUUUAAAUAUUCUUUUCUCCUCGCAACUGCCUUAAUUGACGCGCUUCCCAGUCCAGACUUUGAUCUUCUUCAAAUAUUUUUGAUUUGAAAUUUGUAGUAUUACUUGUUGAUGUGUUGCGUUGUUUAUUUGAGAAAUCUAUUAAGAAAUUUGACAAUA
Messenger RNA from Paramacrobiotus metropolitanus, 3865 nucleotides. RefSeq names its product focal adhesion kinase 1-like. Lineage: Eukaryota; Metazoa; Tardigrada; Eutardigrada; Parachela; Macrobiotidae. Gene Ontology annotation, biological process: signal complex assembly; protein phosphorylation. The transcript has 22 exons. The record is from RefSeq and is a predicted model, not a curated record. The coding region runs from base 760 to 3714 and encodes 984 amino acids. Gene Ontology annotation, cellular component: focal adhesion; cytoskeleton. Gene Ontology annotation, molecular function: protein tyrosine kinase activity; ATP binding.